GGAGAAUGAAAGUAAAUCUGUGCUUUACAAGGGAAAGUCCGUACAAGAAAGAAGCAUUUCUCUGCAUCUGCCUGUGAGGUGAAUCAUGAAUCAGGCCGUUCUCACACUGCUGUGCGCUGUGCUGUUUGGAGUAAGUCUUGUACACUCUGCAGGGCACGGAGCAGGGAUUUCACAGCGCUGUUUAUGCAGAGGCAGAAUGCUGAAAGCAGUGAAGCCUAGAUACAUGCUUGCAGUUGAAUUGUUCCCACCAAGUGCCUCCUGCUCAAAGACUGAGAUUAUAUUGACUCUCACUGGAAAAGGAAAGGGAAAGGGAAGGGGAAGGGGAAAGAGGUUAAAAGUGUGUCUGGAUCCAUAUGAGAAGCAAGGACGGAGAUUACUGAAGAGCAAAGGGAUUCAAAACAAAAAGCAAAAGAACAGAGGAAGAAAAGGGAGGAAUAAGAAGUCUGAUGACAAGGAUGACUAGUGAAAUGAUUUCUUCCAGCAUGUUACAACACACCUUUUCAAUAACAAAAGUUUUCAAAGUCAUUUAUCCAUAAAUGUACGUUUUUCUUAUUUUGAUUUAUGUUUUGUGAUUUUAAACAUUUAUCUGAAGAAAAUGAUACAGGUUAAUUUUAAUGGCAGUAAAUGAUUUGAUCUGUAAGAAAUCAUGACCACCAACAGUGUUUUGGAUAAAGUAUUGAAUAGCUUGUGUCCAUAAUUAUAACUCUAUUCACAUCAACUUUAACUUUUUAUUAAUUCAUUUUUAUACAAAUCUUUCUAAUCCAGAGGAAAUCUGUGUGUGAUAUAACCAUGAAAUAAAAAUAAUUCUAAUGAUAA
Megalobrama amblycephala (Wuchang bream) is the source of this 816-nucleotide messenger RNA. It is a transcript of the gene cxcl20, whose product is annotated as chemokine (C-X-C motif) ligand 20. Gene Ontology annotation, cellular component: extracellular region. The coding region runs from base 86 to 463 and encodes 125 amino acids. Gene Ontology annotation, biological process: inflammatory response; cellular response to lipopolysaccharide; neutrophil chemotaxis. Gene Ontology annotation, molecular function: CXCR chemokine receptor binding; chemokine activity. The record is from RefSeq and is a predicted model, not a curated record. The transcript is spliced from 4 exons. Lineage: Eukaryota; Metazoa; Chordata; Actinopteri; Cypriniformes; Xenocyprididae.